Auanema sp. JU1783 is the source of this 2559-nucleotide messenger RNA. Lineage: Eukaryota; Metazoa; Nematoda; Chromadorea; Rhabditida; Rhabditidae. The record is from the annotation of a GenBank genome assembly.
AUGAAGAUGCCUGAGAGUGAUAAACUUGACUUGAGUGAUAUCUCGGCUGAAACCAAAGAAAUUGCCGAUAAUGCCCGUAAAGCUUUAAUUCAAGACGAAGAUCUGCCUUAUGAAGAAGACAUUCUCAAGAAUCCAUGUUCGUUACGAAGUUGGCAACGGUACAUUGAUCACAAGAAAAAAACUAAGGCUCAUUGGAAGCAAACUUGCCAGGUUUAUGAAAGAGCAUUAAAGAUAUUUGAACGUAGCUAUAAGCUUUGGUAUCAAUACUUAAGGUAUCGUAGACGAAUAAUCAACCACAAAUGUCCAACAGAUGCGUCUUGGCAGCAUCUUUGUGAUGCCUAUGAGCGAUGUUUGAUUCACUUACACAAGAUGCCUCGUAUUUGGAUGGAUUAUUGCGGUAUUAUGGCAAAACGUCGUCUCAUCACUGAAACAAGGCGUGUAUUUGAUCGAGCACUGAGAGCUUUGCCCGUAACUCAGCACAUGCGUAUAUGGCCUAUAUAUAUAGAGUUUCUAACAAGCCAUUCUGUACCAGAAACGACUAUCCGUGUUUAUAGAAGAUAUCUCAAACUUAACCCACGAGCGAGAGAGGAGUAUGUUGUUUACUUGAAGUCAAUCGACCAACUUGAUGAAGCAGCAAAACAGUUAGCCAUUCUUGUAAAUGAGGACAAACCAAUAAGUGAACAAGGAAAAACUGCUCAUCAGCUAUGGUCAGAGCUAUGUGAAUUGAUUUCGAAAAAUCCAACAAAAGUGCACUCGCUCCAAGUGGAUGCUAUUAUGCGCCAAGGUAUCAGCAAAUAUUCUGACCAAGUUGGUGUCUUAUGGUGUUCGCUAGCCGAGUAUUAUAUAAGAGGAGGACAGUUUGAAAAAGCUCGUGAUGUUUAUGAGGAGGCCAUGUCAACUGUUCGAACUGUUCGUGAUUUCACUCAAAUUUUCGAUGCAUACGCCAAAUUUGAAGAGAGAGAGACCGCUGCUAGGAUGGAUGAUAUUGAGGAAGGCGAUGAUGAAGCUGAACUUGAACUCGAGUGGAUGUUUGCGAGAUUCGAACAUCUUAUGGGCCGUCGUCAGCUAUUGCUGAAUAGUGUUCUGUUGAGACAAAACCCUCAUAAUUGUCAUGAGUGGUUGAACAGGGUGAAGUUAUAUGAAGGGCGUCCCGAAAAGCAAAUUGAAACUUUUUUGGAAGCUGUAAAAACCAUCAAUCCUAAAUUGCAAGUGGGCAAGCUGAAUGUAGUAUGGGUUGAGUUUGCCAAGUUCUACGAGGGGGGUGGUCAAUUAGAGGAUGCUCGAAGUAUUUUUGAAAAAGCACUACAGACGCCAUACGUGAAAGUUGAUGAGCUAGCUAUUGUUUGGACCGAGUAUGCUGAGAUGGAGUUAAGAAACAAACAUGCAGACAAAGCUAUACACAUUAUGAAGAGGGCUUGUGCUGCUCCCCCUCGCAAAACAAAUUUCUUCGACGAGACUGAAACUGUUCAAAACAGAGUCUACAAAAGUUUACGAGUUUGGUCUAUGUAUGCGGAUUUAGAAGAAAGCUUCGGAACAAUCGAAGGCACAAAAGCCGUCUACGAGAGGAUUUUGGAUCUCCGUAUAUCAACCCCCCAAAUUGUCAUCAAUUAUGCAGUAUUUCUUGAGGAACAUGAGUAUUUUGAAAAUGCUUUCAAGGCAUACGAGCGUGGAAUAGCAUUGUUUAAAUGGCCAAAUGUGUACGAUAUUUGGAAUUUGUACUUAACCAAGUUCAUUAAGCGAUACGGUGGUAAAAAAUUGGAGCGAGCGAGAGAUUUGUUCGAACAAUGUUUAGAGUCAUGUCCUGCGAAGUUUGCGAAAAACAUUUUCUUGUUGUAUGCCAAGUUGGAAGAAGAACAUGGCUUGGCUAGACAUGCCAUGUCUAUUUAUAAUCGAGCUACCAAUGCGGUCGAGAAAGAAGAAAUGUAUGCCAUGUUCAACAUAUACAUCAAGAAAGCUGCUGAAUUAUAUGGUUUACCUCAUACGCGGCCUAUAUACGAGCAUGCUAUCAAUAUGCUUCCCGAAAACAGAUCUCGUGAUAUGAGUAUGCGAUAUGCUCAAAUGGAGAGAGCCUUGGGAGAAAUUGAUCGUGCCCGUGCCGUUUAUGCUCAUUGCUCUGAGAUUUGUGAUCCAAGAGUCCACGGUCAAUUCUGGGAAACAUGGAAAGAGUUUGAAGUUAAGCAUGGAAAUGAAGAUACUGUCCGCGAUAUGUUGCGCAUCAAGAGAUCUGUACAAGCUACCUACAAUACUAAUGUUAACUAUAUGUCUGCACAAAUGAUUGCUGCUGGUGGUGUUCAAGUACCCGGAGAUGGCAAAACAGCUGGGGAUUCUAUGGCAAUGCUCGAAGCUCAAGCCAUACAGGUCGCUGAACAACAAAAGGGUGGCAACAUUGCUUUCGUUCGAGGAGCCAGCAAGACGACACAACAAGACACCACGGAAAAUCCUGAUGAAAUUGAUAUCGAUGAUGACGACGACGACGGAGAUGAGGAAGAGGAUGACAAAGAUAUUGAUACUCAAACGGUACCGGCAGCCGUUUUUGGUGGAUUGGCACCACAAACAUGA